UUUCGAAAUGGCACUACCUACUUCCUUCGAUCAUAAAAUCCACUCUAGCCUGCAAUCCCUUUUGUGUCAGUUAACUAGUAAGCAAGCUCAAGCCAAUCCCCGCUGGUUUCCUCUUGAGCCGGCAGAUGUGACGCAAAUCUAUCUCAACAAGAAUAAAGGAGCGCGAUCUUGGCAUAUAUGGCAUUCAAGAUGGAAGAGUCUGAUUCAGUUUCCACAAAAGUAUUGCUACAAUAUCUGCUUUAACAAUGACGAUUUCUACACUUGAAAUUUUUCAGAUCUCUUAAAGAAAUGAGAGGGAGUAGAGGUACUAAGUCUUAGUCUAGAGAAUGCUUUCUGGUCAAAGUUUAUCAAGCUUACUGAUAUUUUUGGAAGCCUUGCUAGAAUUUGAUGUAAAAAGUUAGCCAAACUUUCUCUAGUCCAGUUUAAGAUCAGUUGUAAAGAGUUUGACAGAAUUUUGGUCUGUAUCUGUGAUGUAAAGUUUGUAAUUUUUAAAGAUUGCUGUAUACAGGUCAAUGACAAGAAGCAAAAAUUUGAUAGAAGCUCUAUUUGAAAAAGAAUUGUGUUGGAGAACCCUUAUAAUUUUGAAUUCAAGUUUUGGACACAUGAUCAAAACUUCAAAUAUUUUUGCCGGAAGCUAUCCGUGUCUCCUCUUUCUAAAUCUCUGACUGAAAUCACUAUUUCUCCAAAAAUCUAUUGUUAUGCACUAUCAGAGCUCAUCCAAAUGAACAAUCUUGGGCAUAUUACCUUCAGUCAUUGAUAA
This is a messenger RNA of Moneuplotes crassus, 760 nucleotides long. The record is from the annotation of a GenBank genome assembly. NCBI's taxonomy places the organism in Eukaryota, Ciliophora, Spirotrichea, Euplotida, Euplotidae.